Molecule: messenger RNA, 442 nt
Organism: Aspergillus ruber CBS 135680
Lineage: Eukaryota; Fungi; Ascomycota; Eurotiomycetes; Eurotiales; Aspergillaceae
Exons: 1
Coding region: 38-271 (77 amino acids)
Source: RefSeq, a predicted model, not a curated record
AGGAAGCGUGGGGCCACGCCAAAUCCUGAUCUGCCCUAUGACCCAGUCGUGGGUUCCAUUUCUGACAUUACUCCAUUCAACCUUUCGUGCAGGGCCCAAUAAGAGAUUUCCAAUUUAUGCCGCUGCAGCCUUUGAACUAUGGGCUGUCCGGCGGAUCGCUUCAUUUCGCACUCGUCCCAGCUGGGAUGUAUCUUGCAUCCUGGACCAGGGUCACAACUUUAUUAACGCAAUCAAGCCAAUGAUGUGCAAGCUAGGCCCUGAUCAUUUCUGAUGGACCAGAUCCAAUAAAUCCUUUAUCUAGCAGGGGAGCUCUCAUUUUCCCUCUUUUUCUUUGGUCGGUUCUCUUUGAGCUCUGCUACUUGUCGCGUUUCCUCUGUCAAUACUUCGUGUGCUACUAUCCCCGGCAAAUAUCCUAUCUUAUGCCCUUUGAACGUGCUUCAAU